This is a messenger RNA of Besnoitia besnoiti, 6000 nucleotides long. RefSeq lists its product as uncharacterized. The coding region runs from base 1 to 6000 and encodes 1999 amino acids. The transcript is spliced from 5 exons. The record is from RefSeq and is a predicted model, not a curated record. Lineage: Eukaryota; Apicomplexa; Conoidasida; Eucoccidiorida; Sarcocystidae.
AUGGACAGCCCUCUUCGCGUCCCUCGGGACGCAGAGGUCGCGGAGGCGCUGCCCCCGCCCCAUGCGGCGGCGCGGUCGCGCACGUCGCUGAAGCGGUCCCCUCCGGCACGACUCUCGCUUGCGUUGACUUCGGGGAAACAGCUGCAGCGGAGGCAGGCGCCAAUUCAAGACACUUCGCUCCACUCAGAGACGCCGUGCUUGGGGGACUCGAUGCGAGCGACAACAGAUCUUACACAUGCCUGCUCCCGGGGGGGGUACCUGCAACCGACCGACGGGCUGCAUUGCCUUGAUCACUCCGCAGCGCCCGCAGCAGACCCUCGCCGGGAGGCGUGGCGCGGAGACUUCGCUGACGAGGGCGGCGACGUGAGGGAGGACGAUCCACGAGAGAGGGAAACGACAGAGAGCACAGAGACUCCGGAUGCCGCCGAGUUGCUUCUCGAGCUCGUCGCCAAAGAGCAGGAGAUUCUCGCGCUCCAACAGGAAAACGAGCAACUGCGCGAGGAUUUGGAUGACGCGGUGAGAGACGGGGAGGCGGACAUCGGGCAGUUGAGAGCGCAGUUUGUUCUCAGGUUGAAGCAGCAAGAGGAGGCUGCCGAAGCGGCGGCGGCGCAUCUGGCAAGGGAGCUGGACGCUGCACGCCUGGCGGCCGUGGAGGCCGAGCAAGGCAGAGAAGCGUUGCAACAGGAGAUGAUUCGUGCAGAGAGUGCGCUAUCGGACUUGAUCCAGCAGCUCAGCGACGCCGAGAAGGCGGAGGCCCGCUUGACAAACGAGAUUGCAGACCUCCAUUGCCAAAAGAGCGAAGUGGAGGCUGCACUUCGCCAGCAGGUGGAGGUCGCUCAGAAGGAUGCAGCGGCUUUGAGGGCGGAAAAAGAAAUUGCUGAGCAAGAGGCUCAACGAUUAGUGGAGGCUCAGUCCAGGAUGGCCAACGAGCUACGCCGGGUUCAAUAUAUGAAGGAGGACGCCGAGGCGCGGCUCAUUCGCCAGCUCGAAGUUUAUCAGCUCGAGGCAGAACGGGUCAGAUCAGAGCAGGUCGAGAAGCAGGAGCAGUUGCAGCUGAGAGAGCGGGAGGGCGAGACCCUCUGGAACAGGGAACGCGAGUCCCUUUUGAAGGAUCGGGGUGAGGAGGAAGAGCGGUUUCGGCAUAUGCUGAAGGCGACAGCUGAAGAACUAGAUGAGUUCAAGAGGAGAGAGCAAAGCCACAGACAUGAGCUCCUCCUGUGGGAAGAGAAGGAGGCGCGGCUGUCCCGGGAAAUUGCGGUGCUAUGCGAGGAUCGGCAUGCGUGUGAGCAGGAACUCAACACGCAGCUGGAAGCCGCUCGACACGCGGCCGCGACUCUCGAGCGAGAGACGCAGCUGCUUAAAGAGACGUUACUUGAGCAGGAAAAAGUGGAACGAGGCCUAGUUGGUGAUGUGGCGAGACUUCAGAAGGAACUGAUGGAAAAGGCGCUGCAGCUUGAAACCCAGGUAGCCGCGCUGACGGCUGAACAACAACGGCUUUGCGCUGAAAAGGCAGAGACGGAGGAAAGACUUGCGCGUCACUCCGCGGCCGAGGAGCGUAUGCAGCGGGAGCUCGAGCGUUGCAAGAAGCUGCACUCCGAGACGCAGACCAGCCUCCAAGAGCGGUUGGAGGCUGCGCAGGCCGCGGCCGAUACCAUGCGCGAGCAGAUGACAACAAGGCAGCGAGAAGCAGACGAAGCGUUGGCAAACGCGUCCAAGCAGCUGGGGCUACAAAUCGAGGCUGUCAUGCAAGCGAAAGCCAAGUCAGAAGUCCAUGCACGAGAAUGCGUGCAGCGCCUCGAAGCGCAAAUCGCGUCACUGGAAGAGCAGUGCCAGCGAUCCGAGCUAGAGCUCCGCCGACGCGACGAUAUGGAGAGACGCUUGCGCCAGGAGGUGGAAGAUCUCGCUCAGGAGAAAGCAGUUGCGGCUGAGCAGCUCCGAGAACGUGUGGCCGCUCUAGACGCCCAGUGCAACCAGCUGCGCAGGGAAGUUGAGAGAGCUGCGACGGAUGCGCGGCAUCGGGAGGUCACCGAAGCAACUUUGAAUCGUGAACUCAUUGAUCUUCAAGCGAGGCAUGCAGCCGACCGACAGGAGAUGCAACAGCGAAUUCGUUCUCAGGAGAAAGAGUUGGAGGACCUUCGGCAGGUGGAGUUGCAUAGCCGUGGAGCUUGCGGCCGUCGGACUCUGGUUUCCGAGAGGCCGAGCGCGCUUGCAGACCCGCCGCCGUGCGUGGGGGUGGAAGCGACAGACCCUCAGGAGCCACAGCACCCCGAUUCAGCCUUCACUGCAGCCAGCGCUCAAGAGAAGGCGGACAAGAACGCGGCAGCGGGGGCCUCUACCGCGGAGGCCCAGAGAGACGGCGAAUGCGGCAGCGCCCGUCAGUUCCACCCCGCCUGCUGCAGCACGCCCAGGCUGGUGCGUUCGAUGCGGGCGGCACGCGCGAACUGCCUGGAGGCCCACCCGCAGGCCACAGGGGUAUCACGGUGCUACUCAGAAACGUUUGAGUCCGACCUUCGGGACAGAUCUCCUUUCUGGCGAAGCCUGGCAGCGUCGGAUACACUGCGACGCGCCUCCUGCGAGUUCCUUGAACGAGAGCUGGCGCGGCUGUCGGAAGCGUCCGCCCGCGUACGCGUGGCUCUCGAGGAGACGCAGCACAAGAGGAAAGGGGACGAACAGCGAUUGGAGUGUUUGCUUCGUGAACUCGAAGAGGGCAGGAACUGCAGUGCGGAGCCCCCCAUUAGCCAAUGUGGCAGCGGCAGAGGUGCUACGCUGAGAACGCCAUCGUCUUGCGUUGGAAAGGAGGCUGAAGUCCCUCGGCCCUCGGCGGCUGUCAGCGUGUCCGCCGAGGAGCGGGACGACCGCGUCUCUUUCCAAGACUUGAAGCAGCUGCUUGUCAGUGAAAUCGGCUAUACAGACGCGCAUGGAGGAGUUAUUCGUGCAGCGUAUCACACUUUGAAGUGGCUGCUUCACGCGGCGAAGGCUGAGCGCACCCUUACAGGAGUGGAGCCAAGAGCAAGUCAAGGAGACUCAGCACCCAAGGGCCAAUCUGGUCUGGGCCUCUACUGCCGACAGAUUCAGCCUCGCGAAAGCGGAGAGUGCGAGCGAGCAGUAUCUGAGAAGGGGCCCCUGCAGCGCAUGUGGCCGCCGCCGCAAAACACAGGACGCUCAGGGGAGUUCAGAGGUGCAGAUGCGACUGUGAGCUACUCUCAAGAAUCAACCACGUCCUCUUCUGACCUCCGUGGCGGUGAUGACCGGCGAUCUCUGGGCGUAGGCGGACGAACCCGAGAGAAUCUGUCGGAUUGUCCUGAGGCUUCGGGCUCGCAUGAGGUGAAAUCUUACGCAGAAAGCGACAGUGCUGAACGCAUCGGCCGGCGCCAGGUGUUUCCAGUCGCCAGCCAUCCGAAGAGCGUUUCGGAUGUGGGGCAGGGCAAGGACCAAGCGCGCGAAGCACAACAGGAAGAAGGUUGCAACGAGAGUGCGCCUGUCGAGCGAACUGCAGGUCCGCAGCAGCUCUCAACCGCUGCAUGCUCACUUCGGCCCGUCACACAUAGCGAAGAAGUCGGUCCGAAGUCCGUAGAUGAGAGGGCGGCGGCCGCGGCAGCUCGGUGGUCACGUCUUCCCGGCUCUGAAGCGCCUGAAUCGUCAGGGUUGCCCGGCGGACCCGAGGGCUGGUCACAGGGGAGCGAUGUCGCCGGCGGGCGCACAACUCCGGAAGUUCUCAAGUCUCCUUGUGCUACGCAGUUCUUCUCCAUAGCCGACGAGGGCAUGGAUACCGCUGCUCUGCAGAAGCUGCUGCUUGAACGGGAAGACGAAGUUUCUGCGCUCGAAGACGCCCUUGAGCAGUCACAAAGGCGCGAGGCAACUCUGGCGAGCCGCCUGGAGGAGGCUGAGCGGCUGCUUGAGACUUUACAUCGCUGUGUAGUCGCAGCCGAAAGCCGCUGCGACGGAGUGGCUGCCGAGAUGCUGACAACCCUCCUCUCGGGCCAGCUUCACGAAGACAGCAGCGUGGGGCAAACGCCUCACCGAGCGUUGCCCGAAGAGGAGGGCGGUAAGGAAGGCAAGGGCGAGGGCUUGCCUCAGGAGAGGGACCACAGGUGCGGAGACGGAUGGGAAGUGGAACCUUUGACCGUGGCAAGCCUGGGCAGCGGAGAAGGUGUCCUUCGCGAUGCGGCGGAUGUCUUGCGCCGCAGCUGUGAAAAAGAAAGAUCUGCCGCAGAAGUGUCAGAGGCACCUCAGGAGUGUGCUGCAGCGGUGGCGGAGCGUGGCGACGAAGAUGAAUCGGAUCGAGAGGUUGGGGCAGUCGCGCUUCCGCGACUGCGAGCGCUACCAUUGCCGAAGGACAGCAGCAAUCCUGAGGGCCGAAGUACAGACUGCGCAGCACCGCAAGACGCGGGGUGUUUCCUCUGUGGGCUGGUAGCAGCACACGAAGGUGAUUUGACUUGGCUUCCGCUCGUCCGUUACGAAUGGACAAAAAGAUGGAUGAGCGACCCGCAAACUUCGCGUCAUCUUCAGUCACAAUCUGUACCUUUCUGGCAAGACACGGGGGAUGCGAGCGGGGUGCCGAGAGAUGAUGGCCCUGAUAGAGUUCGGCCUGUCCUCUCGGGUGAGGCCCGCAACUACCCUCCAGUUGGUCACAUUCCUGAUCAGGAGAAGGAGCUCCUUCUUGUAGUCCCAGGGGCGCGCCGUCAUUUAACGCUUUGUGAAGUAUCGCCAGAAAUCAACACACCCGGUGCUGCCGCGAAAGCCGAUCUGCGCCAACUGGCGUCGCGCGAUUUUCGGUUUGAGCCACUGGCGCAAACGGCACUGGAGUGCGUUCGUCUACGGCCUAUCCGGGUUGACAGCCUCAACAAUGAAACGUGUUGUGCUGCAUCAGACAGCCAGACGGAGUCUUCACGAUUCGUCGAUGAGGGAUGGCUUGCCUCACGGGCGGGCGCAAUGCUGUACAGAUUCGAGGUCGCCAUCUCCAACAGCGGUGGUGGGGAAAUUCAGACUCCGUCCUUCCUGUCAGUGGUCAUGGGGGGAGAGCCCGAUUGCGGCAGUCAUGCGAACGGUCCCACAGCGGACGCGUCUGGGCAUCAAGGGCGGCAGGAUAGGAAAAUAUUCCCCCUACAGCUGACCUGUGACGUCGACGGAAGCAGCUUCAUGUCCUUAUUUCGUCUUUACUAUGAAUGCGCCGCACGUGAGCCAGCAGAAAGCCCACGUGCUGUGGAAGGUUCCAGGGGGCAUACAAUCCAGGAGAACCGGGUUUACGUGCAACACGUAGGCACAAACUUGUUCUUGGCUGUGUCUGGAGUGCCGCUGCUCGAUCUCGAGUGUGACAACAUACUUUCGAGUGCGGUGUGCCACGCGCGCGCAGCCAACGCGUUCUCCUUCGCUUCAAGCGCCCUGCGAGUGAAUGCCGGGAAGCAUGUGAACAGAGGGAAUGAUGUAGACACAGCGCUAACGCAUCUGUACGAGUUUCGAAUUUUUGGGACUGAAAGACUGGUCGACGCUACCCCAUUCCUGCUUCUAACACCCGCAAAAGUCGCGGAGAGACAGGCUGUUCUCGACGCGGUGGCUCAAGGAGGCAGCUUAUGGUUGCAGUUGAACGAGUCCUCUCCACCAUUCACAUCUCUGCCAUCCCGGUUUUCGAGGCUUUUUUCCAGUGGUUUUCUUAAGAACCGGUGCCUUGGUUUAACCGGUAGGGGAGCUCUGCGAGAUUGUGCUGAAGGUGAAUGUGCGGUGAAGACAGACACCGAAGACGAGAGAGAUGAGUGGAUACAUGUGACGGACGGGCUGCGUGGCGACACUCAACGUCACGGCAAGGCGGAAUGCGGGGAUGAAGCCCUCUGGAGUUUGUGGAUCAAGGUCGGUGGUUUGCGCCGGCGCGAGCGGGUCGUGAGGCGGAGUUGUGGUCGGCAUCACAUGCUGUGGGUGGGUGCAGUGACGGAUAUAAGAUUCCACGUGAGCUAUAUGAAGCGCUCGGGGACAACUGUCCCCAGAUUCAAACACGAUCCUCAUUGA